Messenger RNA from Trichoderma atroviride IMI 206040, 287 nucleotides. RefSeq lists its product as uncharacterized. Gene Ontology annotation, cellular component: extracellular region. The record is from RefSeq and is a predicted model, not a curated record. Lineage: Eukaryota; Fungi; Ascomycota; Sordariomycetes; Hypocreales; Hypocreaceae.
AUGCAGUUCUCCAUCGUUGCUCUCUUCGCUACCGGCGCUCUCGCCGCUGUCUGCCCUACUGGCAUUUAUUCAAACCCUCUCUGUUGUGUUACCGAUGUUUUCGGUGUUAUUGGUCAGAACUGCGAAGCUCCCAAAUCGGCCAUUUUUGAUGGCCUGUCUUUCCAGAACGCCUGUGCUGCCGUGGGCCUAGACCCCCUGUGCUGCGUUGCUCCCGUUGCCGACCAGGGUAUCCUUUGCCAGAUACCCGUUGGAACCCAGUGAGACAAGCUGGUAUUCAGUGGAUUUUU